Messenger RNA from Paraglomus occultum, 1329 nucleotides. NCBI's taxonomy places the organism in Eukaryota, Fungi, Glomeromycota, Glomeromycetes, Paraglomerales, Paraglomeraceae. The record is from the annotation of a GenBank genome assembly.
AUGACUACCUGGAGGUUGUUAACCCGCUCUAUAACAAAUAAUGGUUUUUUGGCGUCUUCACGGCCAAGCACGAGACUGGUUCCUCGAUUAUACACGCUACCCCGACGACAUGUCAGUCCGCUUGCCAAGUUUAUCGAUUCAAUAAAAACACAAGUUGGGGAAAAUAAGGAAUUUCAGCAGAAUGUCAAAUUACUGCAAGAGGAAACGGAUAAGCUUGCCGAGUUAGAAGCUAUGAAGAAAGCAAAGGAGCUGUAUAAUAAAGCAAAGGAAGGUGCUGAUGCAACCGCGAGUAUCGGGACGGAGAAAAUCAAGGCUUCAGUUGAGGACAUCAAGAAAUCUGCUGGAAAAAUAGGAUUAUCGGUAUCCGAGGCCAUACACGAAGUUGGCGGAAACGAAUUUAUCAAAGAGAGCCGUGAGAAGAUAUCUUUGUUUACCGAGAAGGUCUCGUCACAAGUCUCUUCAACCACCGAACCGCUACGACAAACCAAGGUGUAUUCGACCGUCCGCGAUUCGAUAAAAGAGACAGUUAAAGACAAUUCAGCACGAUACUCUGGAUUUAUUGAUAAAGAGACACGACGAAGUAUGCGUGAGGAAGCUGCACGUGAAAUUAAUACAAGCGAGCAUCGGGUUGCGGAAGAUCCCAAUGCCGGACAAGCCGUCGUGCUUCAUAAAGAUUCAAAAUGGAAAGAGAGCUGGAAUCGAUUUAAAGAGAAUAACCCUAAAGUCUUGUUUAGACUGAAAAGUGACUAUGAAAAUAGUGAUAACAUUCUCAUAUCUUAUUCUCGACGCGUGACCGAUAGUAUUAACGAUAAAUUUGGAUCUUUCUUUGCCGAGACAGAAACAGCGCAAGCCUUAUCACAGUUAAAAGCAAUAGAUCCUAGCUUCAAUUUAGAAUAUUUUAUGAGAGAAGCGCGACAGUACAUUGUACCGGAAUUAAUUGAGGCCUACUUGAAAGGGGAUACGGAAACGCUGAAACAAUGGUGUUCAGAGGCGGCUUAUAACGUUCUCACACAUGGCAUCGCAGCUCAAACAAAAGAUGGCCUUUUGAGCGAUUGCAGAGUACUCGAUAUCCGAGAUGUAGAGUUGUUCACAGCCAAGAUACUAGAAAAUGAUAUACCAGUCUUAGUGAUAACAUUCUCGGCGCAGGAAGUGAUAGUGUUUCGUAGCAUAUCAACAAACGAAAUAGUAGAAGGGAGGGAAGACCAGAUUGACCAAGUAACGUAUGCGUGUGUUCUGACGAAAGAGGAAAGUCGGAUUGGAGAUCCCAUUACGAAUGGAUGGAAGGUAUUGGACAUGGCCAAGCAUGGUUCGCAAAAGUUAAUAUGGUAA